This is a messenger RNA of Cucurbita pepo subsp. pepo (vegetable marrow), 1160 nucleotides long. Lineage: Eukaryota; Viridiplantae; Streptophyta; Magnoliopsida; Cucurbitales; Cucurbitaceae. The record is from RefSeq and is a predicted model, not a curated record.
UUCAUUUCGAUUUUUGUGUAAUCCUUUCCAUGGCUGCCGGAGACGACGACUGGGAUCUCUCCGCCGUCGUCCGGAGCUGCUAUUCAGGCUCCUCCACCUCCUCCACCUCCACGGCCGCCGACCCAACUGCCGCCUCCGCCGCAGAAACCGCCUUGUCUUGUCUUGCUUCCUUAACUUUUGACGACGAUCCAAACAACGUCGCAUUCUCCUUUUCCGACAUCCUUCACCCCCAACAGCCCAACGGCUUCCAUGAAUUACACCAAGCCUUCAUUUCUUUCCUCCCCAAUCCCGUCGCCCCCGCCGUCGCCCCCGCCGCACCGGUAAUCCCCAAUCCGGUUCCAACCCGCCAAUCCCGACACGGAAUUAAACCCAUUCGACCACUGCCAGAUCCCGGAGCGGUGGCGCUGCAAUCCCACCACCGGCAACAGCCACUUUUCCGGCCAGACUUCCCAAAUUCACCAAUGACGCCUCCACACAUACCCAAAUCGAGAAAAAGAAAGAAUCAACAAAAGAGAACCGUAUGCCAUGUGACUGCUGAUAAUCUCUCAACAGACAUGUGGGCUUGGCGUAAAUAUGGGCAAAAGCCCAUUAAAGGAUCUCCCUACCCAAGGAACUAUUACCGUUGCAGCAGCUCAAAAGGGUGUGGGGCAAGAAAGCAAGUUGAACGGAGCACUGCCGACCCAGAAACUUUCAUCGUCACAUACACUGGAGAUCACACUCAUCCACGUCCAACUCAUCGGAAUUCUCUUGCCGGGAGUUCCCGAAACAGGUCGUCGUCUGCAAUCCCCAUGAAAAACCUGACGAUGGGAGACCCCGAUCGGUCAUUGCUCGGCACAGCCACCGUGGGCUCUCCGAUGACACCGCUUAACGAAGACGGUGGGAGCGGAGAGAAAGAAGGAGAGAUUUUGGAGGAUUUGAGCAUUGAGAGUGAGGAGUACGAGGAUAAUGAUAUUCUGAUUCCAAAUUUGAUGAUGAGAAAUGAAAUCUUUGUUGGGUUUGAGGAGCUUGGUUGUAGUCCUCGAAGGAAGGCUUGAAUAAUUAUAUGAUUUAGCAAUUUUGUCAUGUAAUUACUUUUAAUUUAGUUUAUUAUAUAAUUUUAGCAGUAGAUCAUGAUCAUCAUGAAUGAAUUCACUCUUUUUUCAUGAAAUCACAGCCGUCCA